AUGUCGGGCACGAAAAUCCCACCAGGCAAAACCUGGUUUGAUACCCACAAAGUGCACUUCGACGACGUCCCUGUCUCCGACGACGACGGCAUUUCCACCCUCGAAUUCCUCGAUGCCUCUGAAGCAACCACUACCCUCUUCGAUCUUCUAGGCUCGGUAGCCUUCACUCCUGUAAAGAAUGACAUGAUGGGCAACGUCACCAAGAUUCGUGACCGUUAUAAAGCCGCCCCUGAGGGUUCGACUACAGUGCAGUUGCUGGUCAAGACAGAGCUGGCCUCAAAAUCCCACAAGGCCACCGAAGGGCUUGUGUGGCUGACUCGUGGAUUGGAUUUCACGGCACAGGCACUGCGGUCUGACCUCACCACCAACGCAUCGGUCAAAGCAGUGGAACCUAAGCCAAACAAGGAGCUUGCGGACGGGUUUCGAGCGAGCUACAAGAAUACACUGGCCCCGCAUCAUGGACUGUUGAUCAAACCCAUCUUCAGCGCUGCCAUGAGUGCAACUCCCUACCGGAAGGACUUUUAUGCACGAUUGGGCGGCGAGGGAACCGAUCCAGAGGUUACAAGAGAAGCGCUGGAGAAGUGGGUGACAGCCUUGGAGAAGAGAGUGAGCAUUUUGAAGGCCUUCUUGGCCACCAAGGAAGCCAAGUGGUAG
Fonsecaea nubica is the source of this 654-nucleotide messenger RNA. RefSeq lists its product as hypothetical. The record is from RefSeq and is a predicted model, not a curated record. Bases 1 to 654 code for a protein of 217 amino acids. NCBI's taxonomy places the organism in Eukaryota, Fungi, Ascomycota, Eurotiomycetes, Chaetothyriales, Herpotrichiellaceae. Gene Ontology annotation, molecular function: ceramide 1-phosphate binding; ceramide 1-phosphate transfer activity. Gene Ontology annotation, cellular component: membrane; cytoplasm; cytosol. The transcript has a single exon. Gene Ontology annotation, biological process: intermembrane lipid transfer; ceramide transport.